This is a messenger RNA of Quercus lobata, 1591 nucleotides long. Its product is annotated as purple acid phosphatase 22-like. Lineage: Eukaryota; Viridiplantae; Streptophyta; Magnoliopsida; Fagales; Fagaceae. Bases 60 to 1295 code for a protein of 411 amino acids. The transcript is spliced from 5 exons. Gene Ontology annotation, molecular function: acid phosphatase activity; metal ion binding. The record is from RefSeq and is a predicted model, not a curated record.
CUAGGCUCUUUGGGCUGUUUCAGCAAUCAAUCUUGUUCACCUCGAGCAAAACUUCAACAAUGGAGAAACUCUUUCCACGCAUAUUCUCUCUUCUAUUAACCUUAUUUCUCUUCCCUCACCUCCUACACUCACAGGGUUACUCUUCUCGCCAACCUCCUCGUCCGCUGAUAUUCACUCCUCACAACCGAGCAGACUCCGAUCCCCAACAGGUGCACAUUUCAUUGGUGGGGAGAGAUCACAUAAGAGUUUCAUGGAUUACCGAGGCCAAACACACACAAUCAAUCGUUGAAUAUGGAAAUGCACCAGGAGCGUAUAACUCAUUGGCAACUGGUGAACACACAUCAUACAAGUACUUCUUUUACAGCUCUGGCGAGAUCCACCAUGUCAAGAUUGGACCAUUGGAGCCCAGCACCACCUAUUUCUAUAGGUGUGGAGGUUCUGGCCCAGAGUUUUCAUUCAGGACACCAACUCAGGAAUUUCCCAUUGAAUUUGCAGUAGUCGGAGACUUAGGACAAACUGAAUGGACCGCCUCAACACUAGCUCAUGUUGAAAGUAAGGACUACGACGUGUUUCUCUUACCAGGUGAUUUAUCAUACGCCGAUACCCAACAGCCUCUUUGGGACUCAUUCGGACGCUUAGUUGAGCCAUACGCUAGCCGCCGUCCAUGGAUGGUGACCGAAGGGAACCACGAGAUUGAAACCUUCCCAAUCCUCCACCCCCAUGGAUUCACCGCCUACAAUGCACGGUGGGUAAUGCCAUACGAAGAGAGUGGAUCAGACUCUAAUUUGUAUUACUCAUUUGAAGUUGCUGGGACUCACAUUAUAAUGCUAGGAUCAUAUGCGGAGUUUGAUAAGAAAUCGUCUCAGUACAAAUGGCUUGUAGCUGAUUUGGCUAAAAUUGAUAGGAACAAGACUCCUUGGGUUGUUGUGCUAUUGCAUGCACCGUGGUAUAAUACUAAUACGGCUCAUCAAGGUGAAGGGGAUAGCAUGAGAAUAGCUAUGGAAGAGUUGCUGUAUAACGCACGAGUGGAUGUUGUUUUUGCUGGCCAUGUUCAUGCAUAUGAACGAUUCACUAGAGUUUACAACAACAAGGAGAAUGAAUGUGGCCCAUUGUACGUGACAGUUGGCGAUGGAGGGAACCGAGAAGGACUUGCAUUAAUGUUUAAGAGCCCUCCAUCCCCUCUCUCAUUGUUUCGGGAGGCAAGCUUUGGCCAUGGAAGGUUGAGAAUACUAAACCAAACACAUGCACAUUGGUCAUGGCAUCGCAACAAUGACUCCAACUCAGUUGUGGCAUAACAAAUCUGGCUAAAAAGUUUAAGUUCCUUUAAAGCAUGCUGGAAUCUUAAUGAUGAACUAUAGGAUGACAUCGACAAAGACAAAUGUAGCUUGACUACUUCGUAUUAAUCAACAAAAUUCUAGCUAUGAUUUCAAUGGAAGGCUACAAAAUUGAGGUGUAAAACUUUCUUGUACGAUACUCAUUUCUUGUAUAUUGAAAGAUCACAGCGUCAAGAGCCUUGUAACUUAACCAAUUAAUACUUUUUGAUAUUUCUAGACAAGACAUUCAGGAUUUAAAUCUCCCUCACUCUUGUUGU